Messenger RNA from Bacidia gigantensis, 1872 nucleotides. RefSeq lists its product as uncharacterized. Gene Ontology annotation, molecular function: NADP binding; N,N-dimethylaniline monooxygenase activity; flavin adenine dinucleotide binding. The coding region runs from base 1 to 1872 and encodes 623 amino acids. Lineage: Eukaryota; Fungi; Ascomycota; Lecanoromycetes; Lecanorales; Ramalinaceae. The record is from RefSeq and is a predicted model, not a curated record. The transcript is spliced from 3 exons.
AUGGACAUCAAGCCUAAUACAAUUCAUCGCGUCAAUGGUUACGGAAAAGAUGCCUACACAUACUACCCUGUGCUCAUCAUGGGCGCUGGUGAGUCCGGCAUUGCUAUGGCAUGCCGCUUGAAAGAGGUACUCGGGCUCGACCAGUUCCGGGUUUUUGAAAGACAGUCAGGGAUAGGGGGCACUUGGUGGAUCAAUAGAUAUCCAGGUGUGGCUUGUGACGUGCCAGCUAUCUUCUAUAGUUUCUCUUUCUGUCCGAACAAUGCCUGGCAGUCAUUUCAUCCAGAGGGUCCGGAGAUCUUGCAGUAUUUCCACGACGUUUGUGCAAAAUACCGAAUUUUGAACAACGUCCAAUGCAACACCGAUGUGACAGAAAUUCGAUGGCUUGAGAAUGAAAAACUAUGGGAGGCCACCCUCUGCUAUCUCGUUCCCGGCACUGGUGAUCUCAGUCGGAAGGAAAGAAGUGAUCGGAUGCAAGCCAAGGGCCGUAAAGCUGUCAUCGUUGGAGAGGAGAAAGUUCGUGCAAAGAUUAUCUGUAGUUGUGCCGGAGGUUUCGUGGAACCCAAUCCGUGGCCCACCAAAAUCAGUGGCUUGGAUAGGUUCGAAGGCAAAUUCUGUCACACUGCCCGUUGGGAUCCCAGUGUAAACCUGAAGGACAAAGAUGUUGUUGUGGUUGGAAGUGGAUGUAGUGCAGCUCAAGUCGUUCCAAGAAUUACUCAAGAGCCUUACAAUGCCAAAUCCGUCACUCAAAUUAUGAGAUCUCCUCCUUGGGUUGUACCUAGGCCAGUCGCUCCCGGAGGGGAAAAAUGGUGGCAUGAAAAAAGCCCGUGGUGGUUUACGAAUUUCCCAAUUCUUGCCCGGUCUCUGAGAACCUUGAUCUUCUUCCUCUCCGAAAAGCAAUGGUUCGACUAUUUUCUGCAGACGCCCAGAUCCAAGGCCAAAAGGAAAGUGCGCGAAGAACGGCUUUUGCAGCAUAUGAGGAUGACCGCGCCUCAGAAGUACUGGAGCAUAUUGACUCCUGACUAUGAUUCUGCUUGCAAAAGACUAAUUUAUGAUGCUUUUUGGCUGAAGAGUCUUCAAGAUCCCAAGAUCGAGCUCACAACAAAGCCGUUGAAGUCUAUUGAACCACGGGGCGUGAUCGUUGGUUCUAAAGGCAUAUAUCCGACCAAGGAUAUAGAAGAUGGUGAAUUAGAAACAAGCGAAGAAACAAUCUCUGCGGACGUCAUUCUGUUAGCGAACGGCUUUGAAAUAGAAACCUGGCUCGCCCCGACGAAAAUCAUUGGUAGGGAUGGUACGGAGCUGCAAGAAGUUUGGGAUCAGCGUGGAGGACCACAAGCGUACAUGGGCAAUGCCAUCGACGGUUUCCCCAACUUUUUUAUCAUCUUUGGGCCGAAUACCGCUACAGGACACAAUAGUGUCAUUCUAGCAAGCGAGAACAUGGUCGAAUAUACGCUCAAAUUUGUUCGAUAUCUCCUGCGCGGUGAAGUGAAUGUCUUUGAGGUCAAGAAGGAAAAGGAGAUUGCUUGGGCUAAGGAGAUGCAGGAGAAAUUGAAAUUGACCGUUUUCGGGGAUGGGUGCAAUAGUUGGUAUAGAACGUCAAAUGGAUGGAAUGCGACAACCUAUCCGUACUCGCAGAUAGACUUCGGCAUCCGCUGCAUGUUUCCAAAGUGGAGCGAUUGGCACAUCGAAUAUACGAGGAAAGGUAUCAGACGCCGAAAGGUAAGGAGUCUUGUGGGGCUGCUCACCUUUGCUGCCAUCAUCGUUGGAGCAUAUUCGAUACGACGAAACCCUGUUGCGGGACUCGUGGCAAUACCACAUAUAGCGAAGAGACUCCUCAAACGAUUACUGUUGAGCGGUCUCAAGCUUGUGGAGUGA